AUGCCCAAGUUUGAAUUGAUGAAAGCUUCUUGCUUGAGAGGUGUUCGAGCCAACUCGCCCUGCCACGUAGGACCAAUGUUUCAUAACGUGCACUCUACAUCGAGAGUAAAUAUACGCCGUUUGAACACCGUCGCCAACGUGGCCGUAUAGCUCGCUCUUCACAUGGCCGACUGUUCUACAAAGUUGUCCUCUUCGCUGAUCAACCGUGCGUUCACACUGGCAAAACGGUUUCGAAUUAUUGUCCUUCAAAAUUAUUUCAGUCCUAUCUCCUAAUCCAUACUUGACCCUCCGCCGUUGACCAGCUAAAGGGUAAAUGGCUAUUUAUGUAACCCGUAAUUCCGUUAAUAUAAAAAAACUCGGCAGUUGUUUUUUAAGCGGAAGAGAUUCCUAAGAAUUUUGUCACGUGAACAUGAUGACCAUGACGUCGGCAAUGCGGUAACGCGUUUCUUUGACCGGUGAGAGGAAAAAAAGUUCAACCCAUAUACGUAAAAUGUCUGAUAUCCCUGGGAAAUAGGAAUAUUGUUCAUUUAAAUAUCGACGAUAACCAGUGCUGUUUCUUUCGAGCUUCGACGAGUCGUAAUUGGUACCUUCUUUCUCUAACUUUUGAUAUCACGUCGAAGGAAUAUUCCAACGGUCCCAGUCUUCUCUCUCUCUCUCUCUCUCUCUCUCUCCAUAUAAUAUAUAUAUGUAUAACUUCCUCGGACAAACCACGAUGAAUAUGUAUAUAUGUAUAACUUCCUCGAAGGAAUAAAUUCUGAUACGAUGAUGAAGUAGGUGACGAUAAAUAUGGCUGUGAUGCCAGGACAAACCACGUGCUCGUGCCCGUCGGCUGACGAGCUGGCAUCGGGGAUUCGACCCCUACUCAUCAUGAGAGUGUGCAUAACCCCCACCCAAUCGAUCUUUUAGGCCAUUACUUUACGUAGAUUACAUUUUCUGAAAGAAAUAAUUUCCCCUUACUGAAUGUGAUCUUGUAAACAUAACUAGUGGAAGACCAGUAUUUAUAGAUGUGUAUUAUAUCAUGUAUAAUAUUCUUAUUUAAUUUAACACUAGAUCAUGAUAAUAAGCUAUGGUGAAUAACCAUUAAGAGAGAAAAAAGGAAAUGUCGAUAAUUAAUUGCCGUAGAAGAAAGGGAAGGUAGAGAGAGCGUCAAUAAUUAAUUGUGGAACAGACCUUGAUGGUCGAUAUUUUACCAGAUCCAUCUGUGCGGAGAGCUAUGAACGUGAUUAAUGCAGGUACCCGUCUCCAUUUCGUCAUAGAUCUUUGUGGAACUUUUUUUUAGUUUGAUUUCCAGUUAGUAUCUUAGCUAGUAGAUGAUGAAGCAUUUAUGAUUUCCCGAUGGGUACAGAUUUUACCUUGAGGAAAUCCAAUUGCUUUGCCAUAUAUUUUCCUUCUGGGAGUCCAUUAAAGAGAUGUUUGGAAGAUCACACAUUUAGUUUAAUCGCAAUCUAAUUUCUCCACUUUUGGAUAAUCUUUCGACAGCUUUACUGUAUUAAUCAUUCAACGGGCCACCUCCAUCCGAGAUUAUAAAAGUAGUCCAUACGCGAAUCCCCUGUGAACCAAUCAAAGGAAGGCCCCUAUCUUCUCCAAUCUUCCUGGAAAUACCAAGACCAAACACUACGGAUUCGCCGCUACAGCCCAGAGGCUUCGGCUGGCCAGCAUCUUCAAAGGGGAAGCGGAGUAGAUCCUCAUGGCGAAGAGGGCCGAGGCCGAGGCCAAAUACCUCGGCGGCGUUGGCGUGGCGAGGCAGCGGCAGGCCAUCACCGACGGCUUGAAGGACAACAUCCCCAACUUGUCCCACACGGUCUCGGGCACCAGCGCCAAAGGAGGUGAUGGACCUGAUAAUGGUGACCUAGUACUUCGACACCAUCAAGGACCUCGGUGACUCCUCCAAGAACACCACGAUCUUCAUCCUCCACGGGCCCGGCCAUGUGAGGGACAUCACGGACCAGAUGCGCAAUGGCAUGAUGGAAGCUUCUACUCCAAUGUCAACCCUGCCGCGUCCGACAACUCGCCCCCUUGAACAAACUGAUCAGACUCUGAUUCCUUCCACUCUCACUUCUGAAAUAAGUAAAUGUCGCAGCCGGUUGUGCGUUGAUAAUGGAAACCUUGGUUAA
Messenger RNA from Spirodela intermedia, 2114 nucleotides. Lineage: Eukaryota; Viridiplantae; Streptophyta; Magnoliopsida; Alismatales; Araceae. The record is from the annotation of a GenBank genome assembly.